Molecule: messenger RNA, 663 nt
Organism: Python bivittatus (Burmese python)
Lineage: Eukaryota; Metazoa; Chordata; Lepidosauria; Squamata; Pythonidae
Gene: FOXL1
Product: forkhead box L1
Biological process (GO): regulation of transcription by RNA polymerase II; anatomical structure morphogenesis; cell differentiation
Molecular function (GO): DNA-binding transcription factor activity, RNA polymerase II-specific; RNA polymerase II cis-regulatory region sequence-specific DNA binding
Source: RefSeq, a predicted model, not a curated record
CGCGCUAUGAAGCUGGGGCAGAGGCAGCGCCGGCGCGAGAGAGGCGAGGACGCGCCGUCGCCAGUGUCCCCAGCGCAGGCGGCUCCGGGGAGGCCUGGGGAGGCGCCCCCUUUCCUGGGCCCUAGCUGCCGCGCACCGGAGCCAAAGCUGGAGUGACUCCGGACCUGCCAUGAGCCAGCUCUACCCCAGCCAGCUCCCUGCCGCGAUGGUCUACCUCUACGGGGCCGAGAGGGGAGCCCUGUCCGGGGCGCUGGGCUUCGCCCCGGCGGCGGGGGCGCUGCCCAGGCAGGACUCCCCGCAGAAGCCCCCCUACAGCUACAUCGCGCUGAUCGCCAUGGCCAUCCAGCAGGCGCCGGAGCAGAAGGUGACGCUCAACGGCAUCUAUCAGUUCAUCAUGCAGCGCUUCCCCUUCUACCACGACAACAAGCAGGGCUGGCAGAACUCCAUCCGCCACAACCUCUCGCUCAACGACUGCUUCGUCAAGGUGCCCCGCGAGAAGGGCCGCCCGGGCAAGGGCAGCUACUGGACGCUGGACCCGCGCUGCAACGACAUGUUCGAACACGGCAAUUACCGGCGCAGGAAGAGGAAAGCCCGCGGCGGCCCGCCGGCAGCGGACGAGGCCGGGCCCGAGCAGGAGGGCGCCCCCGGGGAAGCCCCCAAGAG